CCGCCCGGGCUAAAGUUUUGCGCGCUCUUCCUACGGAUUAUAUACGACGCCGUUUACAAAGGGUCGAUUCGACUUCAUAGGGAGCGAUUCAAAUGCGAUUUUGGGAUUGUUUUCGAAGCAAUUUCUAGCAAAAGAAACUUCCACCGAGCGAAUUGAAUCUUCAUUACAAGUACUAACUUCUUUCUGGUAGAUAUGGCUGGACCCAGUCGUCGGAAACGAGUCACUCAGUCUACCCAGUAUUUGGUUUACAACAACGUAGUUGGCCGUAGGUCAAGAUCCAUUCACAGGCAACCACAAUUCAACCUUGCAGAGUUUAUCGAGGCUAGACAGAGGUUUGAGCAGCUAGAGGAGCAGUUGCAUGCCAUGCGUGAGCACAUGCAGCAGCAGUUUCAUGCCAUGCGAGAGCAGGCUCAGAUUCACCAGGCACAGAUACAGGAGCAAAAGAGGUCUAUUAGCUCUUUGCAGUCCCAGCUCACCACUCUAACCUUAUUGGUGGAGAAGCAUUUGGCCACUCAGACCCCAUCUCCUGGUGCUACUCAUCUUACUUAGUAUUGUAUUGAUUGGUAUUUUGGAUUCCCAUUUCUAUCUUAAUGUGUUUAUGUCUAGAAUAUUUCAGCAAUGAAAUUUGCUUAGUUAGGGGACACGCUUUUUGGAUAGUCUUUCUAUUUAUAUUUCUUCCAUGUAUGAAUGCGUGGACAAUUUAAUACUUGGAUUACUAUAUACCAAAUAGAUGUUUUUUGUGUUUUUAUGUUUUA
Messenger RNA from Cornus florida, 755 nucleotides. RefSeq lists its product as uncharacterized. Lineage: Eukaryota; Viridiplantae; Streptophyta; Magnoliopsida; Cornales; Cornaceae. The transcript is spliced from 3 exons. The coding region runs from base 193 to 549 and encodes 118 amino acids. The record is from RefSeq and is a predicted model, not a curated record.